GCCAGGUCGUUGCCACUAACACCAUGGCUUACAGCGGCUCCGAGGACGAGGGCCUUGGACUCGACGACGCCGACUUUGACAGAACCACGGAGGGAGACGACGACAUUGACGAUGAGAUUCUCGACGCGCUCGAGGGCGACCUUGCGGCGGAGGCUGCAGCGGAGGCCACAGAGGUGGAUGAGGACUCUCCUUCAGAUGAAUCGAGUGACGACGACGACGAUGUAGAUGAGGACGAACAACUGCGCAAGCCUGUCGUCCAAGAAGCUGUACCUCCACCGCUACCCGCAGGACCACCAGGGCAGGCGAGUGCUGCCGUCCCUCGAACUGCUACAGGAGUGUCCUCCGUAGAAGCCUCUCCAACAGAAGCACCCAGUCCUACCCUCCUUGCUCGACCCACAUCUCCCGCCUCUCUCCGUCGCGCAGCCAUCACCGCCUCUCUUACGCACCCCCGCUCCUACACUGUCGAAGCCAUCUGUGCCAUCCCACAUCCAGUGCCUACCCACUCACUCGCCGCCUCCGCGUGCAUGACGCACCUCCUCACCGGUUCCGACGACGGCUAUGUGCGCGACUACGACAUCUUCUCCGCCGUUAACGGCAAGUUAUUCCUUACCGCCCCACAGCGCCAUCACUGCAGUGUCAUAGAGGGCCUCAUGAAGGCCGGCCAGAUACGUUGCUGGUGGGAGAACCCUGCUCCUCCAGAUGCGGCCGCGCCUCCAGAAGAACCAGUGCUGUGCCCGGUGUAUAGUCUGGCAAUGCACUCGGACGCAUUGUGGGCGCUGGCAGGGUCGGACCGAGGUCACGUCAAUCUCUUUACCGUCCGCCAUGACCCUGGGCGGCUCAUUCAUUGCAUGCCUGGUCACCGCGGUCGGCCAAUAUCAGGUCUCUCACUGCAGCACGACGAGAUGGGCUUCUUCAGUGCCGGGUGGGACGGCUCCGCUCUGCAAUGGGACCUCAACACGGGCCAAUGUGUUCGCAACUUUACGGCGCACAGCGCACAGCUCACAGCCAUUGCCGUGCGCCCGGUAGUUCGGCAGUACGACGGACACCACUGGAGCUCCCCGACACUUCGAGGGAAACACAUAGCUCCGGAUUUCGGUCAAGCCGCCAUGACAUCUGGGGCCCCCGCAGCUCUAGACGCGGCCUACAAGAUGGAGGACGAUACAAAGUCGGAGAUGUCGUACGACCCGCUCUUCGACGAGCCAGACGCGGAUGGGGAGCCUGACGGGCAGUCGCAGAGGCCCGCGCAGUCGGGCGCACCACGGCUGGCAUUCCCCGGCGCGCACGCGCAGGAGACGGGGCGGAGCGCUCCCGCGCCGCGGAACGCGCCGCCCGUGGUCGGCUCGACGAUGUACAGCGCGUUCUCGCCGGACAUCCUGAUGACUGCCAGCAUCGACGGACAGGUCAUCCUCUGGGACACGCGCGUGAACGCGCCGGGCCGUGGCGUCGGCCGCCUGUGGAUGAGCGAGAAGACACCGCCGUGGUGCGUGAGUGCGUGCUGGAGCGCGGACGGCGCGCAGAUCUAUGCGGGCAGGAGGAAUGGUACGGUGGACGCGUGGGAUGUGCGCCAGACGGGCCGCCCGGGGACCCCGAGGAUCUUGAAGACGUUGAGAAACCCGGUCAGUUCGGGAGUGAUAUCGUGUGUGGUUGCGUUCCCGGAUGGGAGGCACAUUGCUUGCGCGUCCAAUGACAACAUCCGGCUGUGGAACGUCGCAGAAGCGGGCGAGCCCGACGCGUCAGGCAAGAUGAAGAGCGGUGUGCAAUUCAAAAUCAUACCCGGCCACCACGGAGGCUUCAUUUCGCAGAUGUUGGUGGAUCCUGCCGCGCGGUUCAUGGUGACCGCGAGCAGCAACCGGGGAUGGCACGGAGAGUCGACACGCACUGUAUUUGUACACGAAAUCAAGCAUCUGCGCUGACUA
Molecule: messenger RNA, 1916 nt
Organism: Rhodofomes roseus
Lineage: Eukaryota; Fungi; Basidiomycota; Agaricomycetes; Polyporales; Fomitopsidaceae
Product: WD40 repeat-like protein
Exons: 7
Coding region: 24-1913 (629 amino acids)
Biological process (GO): ribosomal large subunit assembly
Cellular component (GO): nucleolus
Molecular function (GO): protein binding
Source: RefSeq, a predicted model, not a curated record